CUCCAGUCCUGGCAGCGCUGGUGACUACUGUCCGACCGCUCCUUUUCGCACGGCCCCUGGCCCUCCCAGCAUGGCCACCGCCGCCCGGGCGCGCAUCCUCGCCCUGCACGGCUACCCCGGCACCAUCGGCUGCAGGGCGGGCGUCGACCCGCUGGCGGCCCUGCGCGCGGGCCUGGAGAGGCGCACGGUGUCGCCGCAGACAUCGUGGCCCCCAUGGCGCCGAACCCGACGCAGGACGGCACGGGUGUUGCCUGGAUCGCCGGCGACCAGCAGCAGGUGGAGAUCACGUCGAAAUACAACGGACUGCGACAGGCUGCCGAAGGCGCGCAAGCACCUUGCGGCGGCCGUUCGGCUCACGGGCUGGAUCGAGGGGCUCGGGGUGAAGUUCACCGAGUUCAACGAGAGCCAGAAUAUGGAGACGGUGCUGGGCACAGACCCGCACCUCGUCGGCCUGCACCAGGGGAUGGAGGGCAUGUGCGUAGGGGAGAAGCGGACAAUCAGCCAGGAGGUUCGAGGUGGAGCUUGUCUCGUUGGGCAAGGGUGUGUGGCACGAAGAUGGCAAGCCAGUGAACAUCUUCAAAAAGAUGGACACCAACGGUGAUGGCAAGAUCGCUGAAGGAGCGAGUUCACGGCGUGGUUCCAGUCGCACGGCGGGCAGACGCCGCCCGAGGGCCUCUUCAAGCAGGAAGACCAGGAGGGAUCUCGAUGGAUUCAUCUCGCACGAGGAAUUCACUGGACCCAAGGGCAACGAAGAGCUGUAACGCUGUAGACGGUGGCUGCCACUGAUUGGGCGGCCGCCCUUCUUAGCUCCCCCUCGCGCCAAGCUCUUGCAGCACCCUUUCGUCUUCCUGCUCAACCUCAGCGUUUGCCGAUGUGGCGCGCUUGCUCCGGCCGCCGCGGGCCAGACGACGGCUCCCCCGGCGCCAUUAGUUUAGGCUAGAGUAUGGGACGCCUGACGCUUUUGUCAGACCCCGCAGACCGAGCAAGGCAUGGACGAAUAAGAGACGCGUGUUCAAGUCGAACGGAAUGUGAUGUGUUCAAGUGACAGCCAUUCCAGAUUGUCAUGUCUGUCCACGGUGUUGUUGUGAUUUCUGGUGCUGCUUCCGCUCCUACUGCUGAGGCACACGUCCAUGCGGCCAUGAGAACUGUUGUUGGUGCAGAGUGUUCCUGCUGCGACCUCCCAGAGUUCGCCUUACCCUCUUCAGUGUCGAAGGUAUCACGCAGUUGUUCUGAUCUGGUCGAGCCAAGAUUUUGGGAGAACGAUGACAUAUGUUCCACGUCCCGUUUGUUCAUCGAGUCAUCCGUGUACAGUCUGUUCGAACGUGGCAGCCGCAAUUGAACAGAAAGCGAUUUGCAUUGUUGACCUAAGGCGUGGCCAACAGAUAGGCACAAGCGUUAGUCUUCUUAUCAUAACGCAUGCUGUAAAGCGUCGCCCUGCGAAUUGCAUCAAGCGCGUCAGAAUGAAAGUUAUGUGCAGUUGCUUGCACAUUGCCAGGCAUAGGUCAGUGCGGAAU
Molecule: messenger RNA, 1514 nt
Organism: Prorocentrum cordatum
Lineage: Eukaryota; Dinophyceae; Prorocentrales; Prorocentraceae
Source: the annotation of a GenBank genome assembly